Molecule: messenger RNA, 4337 nt
Organism: Poeciliopsis prolifica (blackstripe livebearer)
Lineage: Eukaryota; Metazoa; Chordata; Actinopteri; Cyprinodontiformes; Poeciliidae
Gene: srek1
Product: splicing regulatory glutamine/lysine-rich protein 1
Exons: 12
Coding region: 720-1886 (388 amino acids)
Biological process (GO): regulation of alternative mRNA splicing, via spliceosome
Cellular component (GO): spliceosomal complex; nucleoplasm
Molecular function (GO): mRNA binding
Source: RefSeq, a predicted model, not a curated record
AGUUUGUUAUAUAAAGUACCGAGACCCCUCAAGUGUUGGUGUGGCGCAACAUCUCACCAACACUGUGUUUAUUGACAGAGCUUUGAUAGUGGUUCCCUGUGCAGAAGAUGACUAGACUGGCCCAGCUGUUACACUACACUAGCCUGAGUCAGGCAUUGUUUUCCAAGCCACUAUCCCCGAUCGGGCCAACGCAGCCUUCAAGGGGGGGAUGUGACCCGGAGAAUAGCCCGCAGAACCUUCCAAGAUGGACACCUUGUCUCUUUUUUUUUUUUUUUUUUUUACUUUAUUUUUAUUUUGUUUUCGGUUUGUUUCCUUUUCAUACUAUCCCAUGUUGUCCACUCUCUACUGUCUCUAUCUAGAAACUUGCAGGUUGUGUUUGUAUUUUUUUUUUUUUUGUUUUGUUUGUUUGUUAUUUUGAUUAUUGUCCAACCCCCCCAAUUCCCUCUCUCUUUCCGCUACAGCUGGAGCUUGUGUGUGGUUGAAUUCAGUCCAGGUUGCUACGGCACACCGGUGGGAUGUGUGCCACACAAAAGAUGCUAUGAGGAUCACUAACUCUUUUGUUCUCUUGUCUCCUACGUCUGUUGACGUAGUGAAGGGCUAGUCUGUGUGGAAAAAUGAUGCAGCCAUUGGGGGUUGUCUUGUGUUGCACAUCUUUCCAACACUGCGAAACGAUCGCCCCCCUGUCCCCCCCGCGGAAAAGCGCCCAUGCUUGAUAUCGUAUGGUUCAUGACCAAUAUGUUUCCAGUACAGGGAAGAUCCCAGAGGAGGCCAAGGCUCUGUCGCUGUUGGCGCCUGCCGCCCCGGUACCCAGUCUGAUCCCAGGCGGAGGAUUGCUGCCGAUUCCCACGCCGGCCCCACUCCAGAACCUGAACCUCCCUCUAGUGAGUCGGAUCACAGCGGGCCUCGACGCCACAGCCUCUGCGCUCUCUCAGCCUCCCCUCAUCGGCAAUGUCGACCCAACGAAAAUUGAUGAGAUCAGGAGGACGGUUUAUGUUGGAAACCUAAACUCACAGACCACCACUGCAGAGCAGCUGCUGGAGUUCUUCAAGCAGGUGGGAGACGUGAAGUUUGUCCGGAUGGCCGGAGACGAGACUCAGCCGACCCGCUUCGCCUUCGUAGAGUUUGUGGAGCAGGACUCUGUGGCCAGAGCCCUCACUUUAAACGGAGUCAUGUUUGGAGACAGACCCCUGAAGGUCAAUCAUUCCAAUAAUGCCAUAGUGAAGCCCCCUGAGCUGACGCCACAGGCUGCUGCUAAGGAGCUGGAGAGUGUGAUGAAGAGGGUGAGGGAGGCCCAGUCCACCAUUGCUGCUGCCAUAGAGCCAGCGACAAAGACGCGUUCCUCCAGCCGCUCCCAAAGGUCGCGGCGGUCCCGCUCCCGGACGCGCUCUCGUUCCCACUCGAGAUCACGGAGGAAAAGGUCCCGCUCCAAACACGGACCGACACAAAGGUCUUUUCCUGGCAGUGACGCCCACAGUUCAAGGAGCGGCCACAAGAGGCGCUCUCGUUCCAGAGACAGGAGACAUGCCAGGAGUCGCUCCAGAGGGCACAAAAGGAGAAGCAAAGAUCGGUCCAGAAGCCCUCGAAGGAAAGCAAGAUCACCUUCACCAAAACGAAGCAAACGGGAGAAGAGGAGGGAGCGCAGCAGAGACAGGAAGGAGCGCUCCACGUCCAGGAAGAGAAGCCGCAAAGACGAGGAGCGGAUAAAGAGCAAAUCCAAGACAACCAAGGACUACAAAAGGGAAGAAAAGGCGGCGUACGGGAGCGACAGAGAAGACUCGGCCACUCCGUGUGACAACAUGACAUCAUCGCCGCGCGCCCAGCACAACGGGAGCUACAAAACUCACAGAGAGGAGGCCGCGUUCCUGGGACGCAACGCCACCAAGUGAGCGGCCGGCGCGCCCGCCUCCCUCGCCGCCUCCCUCGCCGCCUCCCACCACCUGUCGCCUCAUCACGAGUCUCUUCCGUUUCGCGUUACGAACUCCCGCUGCAAACCCGAGGAUUCUGACGUCGAGCUCAUUUUCCUGCCUGGAGGACAGGAGAGACGGUGCUUCAACACAACCUUCCAGGACAAAAGCACGCCGGCGUCAUCCCGACGGCGGCGCUCGCUUCAAAGCGGUCCCGGCAGACGACGCGGCGUCGCCGGGAGAAAAAAACGAAACCCUCGUCAAAGCUGCUGAGACCGACCGACGCGUCUGGAAACCCGGAGCCAACCGGAGAGGGGAUCGGGCCGCGGUCAAGAUUGUUCGGUAAAACUCCAUUCUCAGUACAUCAACCCUUUCCUCAAAAUAAAUUCCUCCUCAGUAACAGUGAAAAUACUAAUUAUGAAAAUAGGAAACGUGAUCUAAUUGUUUUUAUAUGAGCCAACAUUUGGUUAGAAACAGUGUUACCCUGGCAACAGCGAUGGCUGGAACUCAUCUAUAGUUUCCGAAUCGUUUUUCUUUCCAUGUUUACAAAAAUCCAAACUGCUAUUUUUUUCAAAGUAUUAAAAAACACAAACAAACCCAAAAAAAAUAAAAAAAUUAAAAAAUUUAAAAAAAAAAGUAUUUGAGCCAGCUGACUGGCAGUGUGCAGGACUUUCACUGUAAGCUCCAAACACUGUCAGGAAACUUUGAGCGGUGAUAUUUAAAAUCCAUUUUUGGACCCUGAUGGCAGUAACUCCUCAAAACCACAUGUGCAGCAGGAAUCUGCUUAAGUCAUAAAAACUGUAUAUCGACUAUUGUCUUAAUUAUUUAUUUAGUCAAUAAAUGUGAGUGGGAUCAUAAAGGGGCAAGAGGUAUUUUGAUAUAAAAACAAAACUAAAAAAAAAAACUAAAAACUUUUAUAUCUGCAAGUACAAAAACUGGAUCAAUUUGGUGAAUCAAAACAAUAAAAAUAUGUAGGUUUUUUUUUGUGUGUGUUUGGCCUUUUUUAAUAUAUAGUUUUAAUUAGAAUCAAUAGCGAGUAGUUUCUCCAGAACUUUUGCUAUAUAUUGUGUGUUGUGUCAAAUAUUUGUCAGGAAUCCACACUUAAAUUUUAAAGCUACUAAAUCUAAAAACAAAUCCAUUGACAUUAACAACUUUAAUCUCAUUUCAGCUGAUAUUUCUUUUUUAAGUGAUUAUUUAAAGGUGAGAAGUGAAAGAAUGGUUUGAUCCAGAACUUUUCUGAGCACAACAAAAGAAGACGUGCAAAAUUGUGAAAUAAAUCCCCCCCAAAAAAACUUAAUUUCACUAAAAACGACCCACUUUUACCAUAAAUGUUAAAUAUUAAAUAAAUAAGCAGCAGAAAUUGGUGCAGCUGCUGUUUCAGAGAAGCAGCUAAAUGCUUCUCUAGCGAGUGUUGAGGAUCUUCCUGUUCCUGUAAGGACAUAGAAAUGGACUGAAGACGUUUUCUACAAGGUUGAAGGAAACGGGUUUCUACACAUUCUCAAGUGCUUCUUUAACUUUUUUCUUGUUUGUGGACAGUUGAGAGAAUUUCUGUCUUGAGGUUUGUGAAGUGUCCUUUUGUCCAUCCAGGAUUCCUGUUGUCCUUCAUUAUUACUGAAUAAAAACUCAGAGAGCCAUAAUUAUGAGACGGUGAGUUGUUGCAGAUGUUUGUCCCAACCUUUGUCUGGACGUCGGCCUCAUUCGCAUAGGCGUCAUUACAUCAAUUUCUGUUGCCACAGCAACAUUUCGGUGUACCACGUUUUAUUUUUCUUCCAUCGUAAUGCUGCGGGAUGAAAUAUUCUCAGUACACAUGAUGACUGUGUGAAGAAAGUUUACGGGCCGAUUUAUUUUUUGGGCAAAUGGGGAAAAUAAGCUGAAAUCUUGUAGGUCAACCAACCGUACGGAAGCACAGAAGGGUCAAAAAGUGCCUAGACCACGAUUGUACAGUAAACAAAAUAUGGAGACUCAUUUGGAUGUUUUACGAAUAAAACUAAUAAGAUCUUAUAUUAAAAUAUUGUGGGCUGUCGGAAUAGACUAAAUGUUCAUGGGAUGUUUUAUCCUUUUAUUCUGUGACUUAAUGUGCUGCAGUAGUUAUGAGUAUGCUCUUUGAAAAAUGGUGGCAAAACAGCAACAGAUCCAGUUCCUAAUUUGAAAAAGUUUACGUCUUUCUUUUUUUUCUCAACACAUCUGUCAGAAGUAAUGAGCUUCAGAUGUCAGAAUUAAAUCGUUUCAAGCUCAUCUGCCAAUAUGUGAACGUGGACUUUAUUACUUUUUUUAUGUGCUCAUCUUAGCCACAGUCGAGAGGAUGGGACAUAACGGUUCAGCAAAGUAGUUUAUGAAAUAUUGGGAUGUAUGUACAUAUUACUCUUUGGUUUGAACCUGAGAUAUGUUUUAUUUGAUUGCAAAAGCUCUCAAUAAAGAGACUUUCCACUCGGC